AUGGAAGGAUUAUUGGAUGAUUUUAUGCCAAGGAUUUUUGAUUUGGAUAAUGAUUUGUUGAUGCAGCCGUACACAGUUGAUGACGUGAAAAAGGCGUUAUUUUCGAUGGCUCCGGAUAAAUCUCCAAGGCCGGAUGGGUUUAGCCCGGCUUUCUAUCAGCACUUUUGGAAUGAAAUUGGUCCGGACAUUGCUAAUUUUAUUAUUGGUUGUAUUAUUGGAGGGGAGUUCCCGGUCGGUAUGAAUGAUGCCAUCAUAACACUCAUUCCAAAGAAGACAAUUCCGGUGACUAUGGCAGACCCCCGGCCAAUUGCCCUAUGCAAUGUUACGUGUAAGAUUUUUUCCAAGAUGCUGGCAAACCGGUUGAAAUGGGUCCUUGGGCAUGUUAUCUCGGAUAUGCAAAGUGCGUUUAUUCUUAGCCGUUUAAUUACAGAUAAUGUAUUAGUGGCUUUAGAGGUCAUUCACUAUUUUAAUCGAAAAAGAGAAGGGAGAGAUGGUUGGUGUGCUUUAAAAUUGGACAUGGCUAAAGCGUAUGACAAAAUGGAGUGGCAGUUCUUGAAGGUUAUUGUGAGACGUAUGGGGCUUAAUACUGGUUUUAUUGAGCUUGUUAUGCGGUGUGUUACUACAGUUCGGUUUAAGGUUGGUAUUAAUGGGGACCUGACGAAUUAUGUUAUUCCUUCAUGUGGUUUGCCACAAGGUGACCCUUUGUCGCCUUACCUGUUUAUUUUGUGCGCAGAGGGCGUCUUUCCCAUUUACUAUCGGGAGUUGUUCGGAAAAGGCAGAAAUACUGUGGAGACUAUGAGGUAUAGUGUGGCAGUUGUGUUCAAUGUCCAACAAGCCAGUAACAUUGGUCAGUAUCUUGGACUAUCGAUGGGUGUAGGUCGAAAUAAACGAGAAGUUUUUUCAUUCAUUGAAGCUAAACUUAAGCACCAGCUUGGAGGAUGGUGUAAGAAGAUACUUUCUAGAGCUGGAAAGGAGGUAUUACUCAAGAGUGUUGCUCAAGCACUCCCGACUUAUACUAUGAGUAUUUAUUUUCUCCCUUUAUCUAUGUGUGAGCGGUUGGAACGGUUGAUGAACAAGUUUUGGUUGACUAGUGGUGGAGGAAGUGGGGGAGGUAUUAGGUGGAUGGCUUGGGAUCGGAUGUGUGCUCCGAGGUCUGCUGGAGGCUUGGGUUUUAAAAAUCUUCAUAAGUUCAAUGUGGCAUUAUUGGUGAAACAAGGCUGGCGUUUGCUUACAACUCCUAAUUCAUUGGCCGGAAGGUUGUAUAAAGCACGGUAUUAUCCAAAAUCUGACUUCUUGGAAGUCAGUAUGGGUACAAAUCCGAGUUUCUGCUGGAGGUCCAUAAUGGCGGGACAAGACAUACUAAGGAAAGGUUGUUUUAGGAGAAUUGGAAAUGGUCAUUCUACCGCAAUUUGGAAGCAGUCGUGGCUUCCAGACAAAGCAAACCCUUUUAUCACUUCCCCGCUUAUUGAUCAUGAUGAACACCUUCUGGUGAGUGAGCUAAUACACCCUCUUACAAAUGAUUGGGACAUUACUAAGUUGAAUGCUUUGUUUGAGCAGCGUGACGUUGAGCUUAUUGUCCAGAUUCCUAUAUCUUUAAACUAUGAGGAUAAAUGGUGUUGGAGAGGAGAUCUUCGAGGAUGCUAUUCUGUUAAGCAAGGCUAUCGGAUGCAGUCUGGUAUGCAUGAUUUGGAGGUGGCGUCAAGCGGUGUUUGGCGUAAGUUGUAG
Ipomoea triloba (trilobed morning glory) is the source of this 1725-nucleotide messenger RNA. RefSeq lists its product as uncharacterized. The record is from RefSeq and is a predicted model, not a curated record. Bases 1 to 1725 code for a protein of 574 amino acids. The transcript has 2 exons. NCBI's taxonomy places the organism in Eukaryota, Viridiplantae, Streptophyta, Magnoliopsida, Solanales, Convolvulaceae.